Molecule: messenger RNA, 270 nt
Organism: Plasmodium knowlesi strain H
Lineage: Eukaryota; Apicomplexa; Aconoidasida; Haemosporida; Plasmodiidae
Product: conserved Plasmodium protein, unknown function
Exons: 1
Coding region: 1-270 (89 amino acids)
Source: RefSeq, a predicted model, not a curated record
AUGGCACUCAGCGUCACACUCCCCAAGUCGGUGCUGAAAUACAUAGUUGUGAACUACGCAGUUAGAGUGACCCCACCAAAGGUGACAUCCCAUUUCAGCACAGCGAAAAUUCCAGAGAGCUUAAAAGCUUUGUAUGAGAAGAAAGUCGAACAAAUGGAAUUGCGAAAGAAAAAGUUGGAAAUGAAAAAAAAAAAAAUGGAUAAGGUUCAAAUUUCGAAGGAACGAAAAAAUAAAUUCAAGUCUUCCAAAGGGCAACACAACGUAUUUUAG